ACAAAAUCGCUUCCUGCAUACGAAUGAGUAUAAACAGAGGUGAAGGAAUAAAGAAAAGCUUUUGUUUCGUACGUACGCAUUCAUUGUCGUUCGGCCGUUCGCUUUCGCUGCGUCCGCGUUCAUUCAAGUAUUUUAAAGCUUGUCAAUGACAUUUGGUUCCAAAGUUCAUUCGCAUUCCACUCGUUGAAGAAGUUCAGAGAAAAUUUUCGUUGAAUGUUAUCAGUGCUAUCAGUGGUUCUCUGCGUAAUUUUGUAAACAAAAUCCGAAUUAAGAUGGAAAAUCAAAACCCGUCGACAUCUGUAUCAACAGCAGAUAAAAGUGUAGGAAAGAAAAGUAAAAAGCGUAGUGAAAAUAAAGUGACUCUCGCCGAUAUUGCGAAAGGCUUCAUUCGAAGAGAUGGAGCAAAGACUUCAUGUGCCAUUGAUCCAGGAACAACAUGCAACUAUACUCAAGAUAGAUUGGACAUUGGAAACUUCAUUCGACACUUCCGGACCCGUCAUCAUGAUUUGGCUGUGGCGAACGGGUUAACCAAGGAAGAGGAAACACCGGCAAAGAAGCAGCGAGUUGUGGCAAAACGUCCUGUACCAAUUGACAAAUUGUUGUUUAUGGAUUCAUUGGUGAAACUGAUUUCGUACCACAACAUGCCCUUGGCAUGUUUGCAAUGGGAAGGAUUUAAGCAACUCCUUGAUCCUUUGGCAUCAGCUGUUGGUGUAACAAUGAAUCCAACAAAUAUGAAGGCUACGGUCAAGGAAAUUGCUGGCAGGAUUCGCGAGGCUAUAGCAGCAGAAACGAAAGGUCGGCUUAUCAGCCUCAAAAUUGACUCAGCCUCUAGACACAACCGCCAUGUACUGGGCAUAAAUGCACAAUACUCAAUCAACGACAGUGUAGUGAUUCGCACUUUGGGAAUGCUGGAAAUAAAAGAACGUCAAACGGCCCGGUUUUUGAAGAGUAAAAUAUUGGAGGUUGUGAACAGUUACGGCGUUGGAAUAAAUCAAAUAUUCUCAGUGACAUGUGACAACGGAGCCAAUAUGCUCGCCGCAGUUCGACAACUCAAGCAGGAAAUAGAGUUGUUGGCCUUGGACUCAGAAUACACCGAAGAGCAAGACAAGGAAGACCAUGAGUUCACCACAGCAUUAAACAACGAGUUCAAAGAGAACCUCAAUCUCGUUCGAUGUGCGGUUCAUACCCUGCAACUGGCAAUUCUGGAUGUAGUUGACAAGUCGAACGCAUCAUGUAGACGAGUAACAGAUAUUGCCAAGAAGUGCAAACAAAUCAAAUACAAACCCAGUUUUGAGUUGGUAAAGGCAUCAUACCCUCCUGUAUGGGGUCAAACCCGUUGGGGGGGUAUAUUCAAGAUGAUGCAAAGUUUUACUGAGCAGGAAAAUUUUUUCAAGGAGUUGGCCCUGCAGUUCCCAGAACUUGAUCUCUCUAAUGACUGGGAGUUUAUUGGUAAUUAUGUGCAGGCGUUUAAACCGUUAUACUACUGCACGAAGAAUAUGCAGUCGGAACACGUGUCAUUGCCAGAUUUUUAUUUGCAAUGGCUUCUGGCUGUAAUGGAAGUGUCGAAGCUCACGCAAAACCCAUUUGCUACUCCGUUGACUGCUGCGUUGACCAAUCGUAUAGAAAACCUCAAAACAUCCAGAGCUUUCAAAAUGGCACUGUACUUGGAUCCUCGACUGAAUUACAUGGGCUCCAAGCUGUUUACUAGUGAUGAAAAAGAGCUAAUACAGAACUACAUAAUCGAAACGUACAAGAGGAUUUCAUCGUAUCAAAACCCGGCACCAUCAGCUGCCGUGGCCUCUCCAGCUACUACUGAGACAACUGAGGAUGACUUUGAUCACUACUUAACAGAGCUGUUCGGAGAAUGCUCUUCUUCAACGGGAGAAACUAGGGAUUCUGCGUUUUUACAACAGCUCAAGGCUCUUGAGGUAGAGCCCAGACAAAAUCACAGCCAUGAUGUUUGGAAGCAUUGGACAGACAGAAGAACCACCCAUCCUGAGCUAAGUGCCGUGGCUUCUGUUGUUCUGGCUACCCCAUCCAACCAGAUAUCAGUUGAAAGAGCUUUCAGUGCUUUGGCGCUUAUCUUGACAGAUCAUCGAUCGACACUAGGUGAAGAAAACCUUUCAAGUAUUCUCCUGGUGAAGUUGAACAAGGACCUUUUCGAAGAGAUUAUGCCAAGCAUGUGCCAACCAAAUGGUACUACACUCGAGUAGCUCUCUUUUGGUUUUUGAUUACCUAAAACGAAUAAGAAAAAUCAUGAAGCAAAAUAUUUCUUAUGUAAUUUUUUUUUUUUUUUGAUCUCAUGGUUUACUUGGUAUUCUUGAAAUAAAUGUGUUGAAUAAAAGUUUUGAUUUUUAAUGUACGCCCCAUAACGUGAAAAUGCAUGAAAUUGAGGAACAACUGACCAAUCUACCCCCAUUCGUCUCGUUUGCCUAUCAACAAUAUACUGGAUUACGUUGCUAACUCAACCAUAAAUAGAGUAUCAGAAAAUUUCAAAAGCCAAACAAUGUUGACUUGUUUAAAAACAUCAUAAUUCCUGAUAUUUAUAUCUUUGCUUCCUUUUUGAUGAUGGAUCAAAUCUUGGUAUUUCAACUCGUUGCCUGAAUAAACUUUGGAUGUUUCUCAUUUUUCCACUCAUGUUUAUUUUCCGUUUUCCACCUGCAAUGAAAUAUAAACAAUGAAAAUUUGCUUCUAAUACAUGUGCCAUAUUGAUGGUGGUGGUUAUAUCCAGGAAGAUAUUAUUUAAACUUAUGGCUGCAAAUUUCCUGUCUUCUUGUCGGAAAUAAUCUUUGUUACUGGAAGUAAUUAUUAUUAGUUUGAUCAAAAAACUUCUAUUUGAAAUGAUAGUCUUGAUCGUAAUGAAAAAAAAAAUGACAGCUAAAUAUCGCAGUGGUACAUGUUUGCUUGGAUCAGAUGUAAUUAUCUGAUUUCUAAUUUCAAUCAAUCACUUUUUAAAAGCAUUACAGAUUUUGAAAGAAAAACACAUUUUUUUGCGAAAUUUUAGAAAUGUUUACCAAUCGAAUCGCUUAU
Messenger RNA from Ochlerotatus camptorhynchus, 3030 nucleotides. RefSeq lists its product as uncharacterized. The transcript has 4 exons. Bases 273 to 2213 code for a protein of 646 amino acids. The record is from RefSeq and is a predicted model, not a curated record. Gene Ontology annotation, molecular function: protein dimerization activity. NCBI's taxonomy places the organism in Eukaryota, Metazoa, Arthropoda, Insecta, Diptera, Culicidae.